AUGUUUUCCUCCCAACGCGUAGCACCCAGCCCAUGGACACAACGAGCAACGGCCAACAUGGCCCACAACCAAUACUUCAAUUUUAUUCCUCCCGUCGACAAUCCGAAUCCGUAUCCCGUUUUAGUCAAGUUCACGCCGUAUGGAGAUGACGGUGAUACUUAUAUAGGCAGUCUGGAAAGAUGCUCAUGGGUAAAAAUGAUAUCCGGCCGCCAGUUCAUCAUGCUAAAAUUCAACGGGGGCAUCCGCUUCGACGUAUGUUAUACUUCCCGGACGUGCAAGUUCGUGGCCCGAGAUCAGGCGAAGGUCACUGAUCCCCCGCCGAGCUAUUUGCCCCAGAUCUGGGACUAG
Stereum hirsutum FP-91666 SS1 is the source of this 348-nucleotide messenger RNA. RefSeq lists its product as uncharacterized. The transcript is spliced from 3 exons. Bases 1 to 348 code for a protein of 115 amino acids. The record is from RefSeq and is a predicted model, not a curated record. Lineage: Eukaryota; Fungi; Basidiomycota; Agaricomycetes; Russulales; Stereaceae.